Molecule: messenger RNA, 537 nt
Organism: Lathyrus sativus (Indian pea)
Lineage: Eukaryota; Viridiplantae; Streptophyta; Magnoliopsida; Fabales; Fabaceae
Source: the annotation of a GenBank genome assembly
AUGGUUUCUUUCAGGUUUCAUCAAUACCAGGUGGUUGGGAGGGCUCUCCCUACGGAGUCAGAUGAACACCCGAAGAUUUAUCGUAUGAAGCUUUGGGCUACCAAUGAAGUUCGCGCUAAGUCCAAGUUCUGGUAUUUCUUGAGGAAGCUGAAGAAGGUGAAGAAGAGCAAUGGACAAAUCCUUGCUAUCAACGAGAUUUAUGAGAAGAACCCAACCAAGAUUAAGAACUAUGGUAUUUGGUUGAGGUACCAGAGUAGAACAGGCUACCACAACAUGUACAAGGAGUUCCGUGACACCACACUUAACGGUGCUGUUGAUCUCAUGUACAAUGAGAUGGCUUCACGCCACAGGGUUCGUUUCCCCUGCAUUCAGAUUAUCAAGACUGCCACCAUCCCAGCUAACCUCUGCAAGAGGGAAAGCACCAAACAAUUCCACAACUCCAAGAUCAAGUUCCCAUUGGUUUUCAAGAAAAUCAGACCACCAACCAGGAAGCUCAAGACCACUUACAAGGCCAAGAAGCCCAACUUGUUUAUGUAA